Molecule: messenger RNA, 3143 nt
Organism: Centropristis striata (black sea bass)
Lineage: Eukaryota; Metazoa; Chordata; Actinopteri; Perciformes; Serranidae
Gene: arhgef6
Product: Rac/Cdc42 guanine nucleotide exchange factor (GEF) 6
Exons: 22
Coding region: 282-2615 (777 amino acids)
Molecular function (GO): guanyl-nucleotide exchange factor activity; protein binding
Source: RefSeq, a predicted model, not a curated record
UUUUAACUUGUAACACAAUAUUAGAGAGAAUGCGCUCUGCCACCGUGUGCUACUUUGCAGAGGAAACCGACUCCUGUCUAUUGUUGAGGUGCCUGUUUGCCAGUAGGGGUGAUCAUCAGUUUUACGUGUAGAAACAGCGUCGUCCUUCCCCCACCGCCUCUUUUUUUAACUUCUAGCAGAAGUGCGGAUGUGAGUUGCAUAUUGAUACGGAACAGGCCGCCAGUUUUUUUAUUUUAUUUUUUUAGCAAUGCGUGCUUAGGCAAUGAUCAUAUUGUGGAGCUAUGAAUCCCGAGGAGCAGACUGUAACGUGGUUGAUAUCACUAGGUGUGCUCAGCUCGCCUAAAAAGAACAUAGCGGAUCCGGAGGAGUUUUUGAAAACAUCGCUGAAGGAUGGAGUCGUCCUGUGCAAGCUCACGGAGCGACUCAUACCUGGUUUCACUCCCAAGUACUGCCAGGACCCGAGAACUGAAACCGACUGCAUUACCAACAUCAAGGAGUUUUUAAAAGGAUGCUCGUCGUUGAAAGUGGAGGGGUUUGAACCAGAGUGGUUAUACACUGGUGAGAACUUCAGCAAGGUGCUGACCACUUUGCUGGCAGUAAACUUUGCCACACAAGACUGUGCUGCUGAGAGGUCAUGUUCGCAGUCCGGUGGCCACUCUCCUAGUCAGUCAGCAUCCUCACACACACUCUCAUCUGCCAAAUCCAAAGGCUCCCUGCGCAGACAAUCCAAAUCAGUGGAAAUGUCUGAGAACGGGGGAGGUGGGCAGGUGAUGGUGAAAGCCCGCUUCAACUUCAAGCAGAACAAUGAGGACGAGCUGUCGUUCGGUAAAGGGGACCUGAUCCAUGUGAUGCGGCAGGAGGAGGGGGGCUGGUGGGAGGGCACACUCAACGGCAAGACGGGCUGGUUCCCCAGCAACUACGUCCGAGAGAUCAAAACCUGCGAGAAGCCAGUGUCUCCGAAAGGAACUCAGCUGACCAAGAACUACUUCAGUGUGGUGGUACAGGACAUCUUGGAACAUGAACGGGAAUUUGUCAAAGAAUUACAAACUGUGCUGAGCUGUUAUCUACGACCACUGCAAGCCAGCGACAAGCUGGUCAGUGCAGACAGCACCAUGCUGUGCGGAAACCUGGAGGAGAUUCUUACCUUCCAGCAGGGACUGUGUGUGGCUUUGGAGGACUGUACCAAAGUCUCGGAGGGCCAGCAGCGAGUGGCGGGCUGCUAUUUGAACCUGAUGUGUCAGAUCAAGAGCCUGUACAUGGCUUACUGUUCCAGCCAUCCUUCAGCUGUUUGCAUCCUCACUGAUCACAGCGAGGAACUGGACAAGUUCAUGGAGAGCCAGGGAGCCAGUGCUCCAGGGAUCCUGACCCUGACCACCAGCCUCAGUAAGCCCUUCAUGAGGCUCGACAAAUACCCCACACUGCUGCAGGAGCUGGAGAGACAUGUGGAGGAAGCCCACCCAGACUACACAGACAUUGUGAAGGCAACAGCAGCAUUCAGGAGCCUUGUGACGCAGUGCCAGGAACUGCGGAAGCGCAAGAACCUGGAGCUCCAGAUCUUGUCGGAACCAGUGCGGGGCUGGGAGGGAGACAGCAUGAAAAGCCUGGGUCACGUGGCCUACAUGUCCCAGGUCCACGUGAAAAAUGGGUCCAGUGAGGAGAAAGAGGAGCGCUAUCUAAUGCUCUUCCCUAACCUGUUAGUCAUGCUCUCUGCCAGUCCCCGGAUGAGUGGCUUUAUUUAUCAGGGAAGAUUGCCACUGACAGGCACCACGGUAACCAGACAUGCAGAGGAUGCAGAAAAUGCUCACUAUGCCUUGGACAUCACAGGAGGAAUGAUUGAACGCAUUACAGUGUUCUGCAGUAGUGCCCAGGACUUACAAGAGUGGCUAGAACACCUUCAGCCUUUUACCAAAGGAGGCAGCCCUGCAGGCACCAUCUCAAAGACUGUAGAGGGAAAGCCACUGAGCAUGGUGGGCACCCCCACUCACCUGUCCCACCUGGGCAGCCUCAGCGCCGUCAGUCGUGGCCCCCUGGAACCGCCAAAGAUCAGCAAGCCCUGGUCUCUCAGCUGUCUCCGCCCCGCGCCUCCCCUCAAACCCUCUGCGGCGCUGGGAUACAAAGAGAGGAUGUCUUAUAUCAUGAAGGACUCCAGCAAGAGCCCGAGGCCCAUGAAGAAGUUCCUGCCAGGCAACAGGAAGAAAGAGAGGAAGCCCUCUGAUGACGAGGUUCAAACGAGGAAAAGCACGGUGGCUCUGGAGGAGGAUGCUCAGAUCCUGAGGGUGAUCGAGGCGUACUGCACAGGAGCCAGCCUGCACCAGACGACCGCAGGUGUUCGUUUAUCGGUGCGGAAAGAGUGCGUCCCUCAGGUGCUCCUCCCUGAGGAGGAGAAGAUCAUUGUGGAGGAGAUGAAGAGCAACGGACAGACAGUUAUUGAGGAAAAGAGCCUGGUUGAUGCUGUGUAUGCUUUAAAAGAUGAGGUUCAUGAACUGAAAAAGGAGAAUAAGUGGAUGAAACAGUUUCUGGAGGAGGAGCAGAAAUCCCGCAAAGAGCUGGAGAGAGUGGUCCGAAAACUGGCCAAGCAGAAGAACGACUGUGCUUGGGACGACGGAGGCCACUAAACACACACACAAUCAUCCUCAGCCUGUGUGUGUGUGUGUGUGUGUGUGUGUGUGUGUGUGUGUGUCUGUGUCUGUGUGUGUGUGUGUGUCUGUGUGUGUGUGUGUGUGUGUGUGUGUGUGUGUGUGUGUGUGUGUCUGUCUGUGUGUGUGUGUGUGUGUGUGUGUGCCUAUGUUGCGUCUCCACAUUUCAAUCUCACACACAGCAGAGUUUUGACUUUCUGACGACGAUGCUUGGAGUUUCUUCGCUUCAAGUGCUGGAGCGUGACUUUUUUUUUUUUUUUAUUGAAAUCUACUCUGUCUUCCUGAUCCAGCCUCACUCAACGAGACCACAAAUAUGCUUCUUCCUCGUGAAGCAGCUCAGCUAAACACCCGCUGGCAGAGCAGGUUGUUUCAAACAUGCAGCCUCUUAGCGACUGGCACUGUGAACACUCCCUCAGCAAAUGGAACAAUUUUUGGACAAUACAAAGUUCUCCGCUGCUUCUUUUGCUUCAGUUGGAAAUAGAAAAGGAGUAUGAAGCCAUCAAGUCC